Messenger RNA from Serpula lacrymans var. lacrymans S7.9, 666 nucleotides. RefSeq lists its product as uncharacterized. Gene Ontology annotation, cellular component: nucleus. The record is from RefSeq and is a predicted model, not a curated record. The transcript is spliced from 3 exons. Bases 1 to 666 code for a protein of 221 amino acids. Lineage: Eukaryota; Fungi; Basidiomycota; Agaricomycetes; Boletales; Serpulaceae.
AUGGCACCCGCGAAGACGGCAAAGACUGAAAAUAAGCCCAAGAAGGAGAAGGUCUUUCACCCUGAAUCACGCAAGGCAGGACAAAUAUCACGAUCCCACUUUCGCAAAGGCAAACUAUCAGAGGCUGCAUCAAAACGCAACAAAAAGCAACUAGCACAAGCGGACGUAUAUGGGUUCUUUUAUCACGCGAUACCACCAGAAGGUGUUCUGUCUCUGGAAGAUCUCCACUCGAUCGUUAGGGAUGUUUGGUUGGUUAGACAUGAUGUUGAAUUAGAGCAUGAAAGGGCUGCAAGGCGCAAAGGCAGACCAAAGAGUACGAAGGAAAUGAAACUUGAAGAGAUCAAGUUGCGAGAGGCAGAGGAAUACAGGACUGGGAUGGAGGUUCCCGACCUGACCCACGAGCCCACCGUCGAGCUAUUUCGAAGAUGGGACCAAAAAGAGGUCGCGUUCAUAUACCUCCUUCGCUUUGUUCGCAUCUCUGGCGCAGAGCCUACAGUUACUAUACUGUCACGUCCUGGCACGCAUCAUACCGUCCUAGACAAAAGCAGCGGAGAUCAGCGACAAAAUCAGACACCAGAGAUGGAUACUGCUGUUGAUGAUUCGAUGCUAUCAGAACCUCCCACUCGGUUUGCAAGCACUAUCAUGGCAAUGGAUGGGCCACUAUAG